This is a messenger RNA of Paramecium sonneborni, 246 nucleotides long. Lineage: Eukaryota; Ciliophora; Oligohymenophorea; Peniculida; Parameciidae. The record is from the annotation of a GenBank genome assembly.
AUGUAAAACUCCUUAAAUUCAAGUUUAGAUUCCAUAGACUUAGAAUUAUAUCAUAAACCUAAUAUAAAGAUCAGAUAAAUAAUAGAUUAUUUGAGAAAAUAAAAUUUGCAAUUUUGCACUGAUCCAAAAAAAAAAUAAGAUGAUUAUUAUGCAAAGUUAUCUGUAUCUAUUGAUGAAUUUUCCUUAAGAAGAAAUAAAUUUGCAAAUAGAAAAUCUGAUAUAAUAAUAGAUUGCCCUGCUCUUUGA